Messenger RNA from Punica granatum (pomegranate), 1439 nucleotides. Lineage: Eukaryota; Viridiplantae; Streptophyta; Magnoliopsida; Myrtales; Lythraceae. The record is from RefSeq and is a predicted model, not a curated record.
AUCAAAUACAUUCAUAGAGAGGGAGAGAUCAGACAAAUCUGAGAUUAGACGACUUCGAUCAGAGCGAGAGAGAGCAUGGAGACGGAGGGGAAAACUAUGCGCAUGGAAACGGUGCCGGAAAACCUAGAAUGGUCUCUCUCGACGGCGAGCGUGCAAGAGCUGAUGAAGGAUCAGCGGCUCGAUGGAGUGCUACCUCGGUACUCAAGGGAUGUCGACGCUAUUGGAGACAUAUGUGAAGUUGAUGUACCUCAUAUCGACAUGGCCAAGCUGAUGAAAGAAGAGUACAACAACUCCCAGAAGACAGAGCUUCUUAAACUCCGUUCUGCUUGUAAGGACUGGGGCACGUUUCAGCUUGUAAACCAUGGAGUAUCAAUUGGAGCGUUAAAAGGGAUCAGGGAGAGCGUGAAAGAAUUCUUCGAGCUGCCACUGCGAGAGAAAAUGCGGUGGGCACAGAGGCCUGGAAGCUUGGAAGGGUACGGACACGCAUUCGUUACAUCGGAAGAACAAAAGUUGGAUUGGAAUGACAUACUCUUCCUCAAGACCCUUCCGCCCGACUGCAGAAGUUAUGAUCUCUGGCCCGACAACCCUUCCCACUUCCAGCGAGCGCUUGAGACGUACACCGAGGAGAUGAGGGAGCUCGCAGUGAGCAUAGUGAAGUACAUGGUGAAGGGUAUGAUGAUGACCGCUGAUGGAUUAGAAGCAGCAGAUGAUGGUGCUGAAGAAGACCAUAAUAAGUUGUUCUGUGAGAGUCUGAGGAGAGGGAACUACGACGUGAGGAUAAAUUGCUACCCGCCUUGUCCACAGCCCGAACGUGUGAUGGGAAUCACACCCCAUGUCGACAUCAGUGCCGUGACCCUCUUGGUUGAGUGUGGGAACACGCCUGGGCUUCAUGUCCUCAAGGAUGGCCGGUGGGUCAUUGUUCCCCCAGUCGAUGGCGCCAUCCUUGUCAAUCUCGGAGCGAUCAUGCAGAUAUUCAGUAACGGAAUAUACAAAGCACCGGAUCACAGGGCGAUGGUGAAUAAAUAUAAGGAGAGACUGUCUAUCGUUACAUUUUGCUACCCUGACCCAUCCCUCGACAUCGGGCCUUCCAAGCAGCUCACUGGAGAAUCAGCAAGAACGCCACCUAUAUACAAGACCGUCACAAACUCCGACUACUUCCACCAUUUUUUCAACCUCAAGCAGGCUCAUGAUCCAUUCCUUGAUUCCCUCAAGAUUUGAAUGCGAAUUCUUUCGAAUUACUCAAAAGAUAUUACAGUAGGUAAAGAAUAUGUCCGAUCAUUUAGUAUGUUGGAUAUAUGAAAAUAAGAUCAUAUUGAUCAAUAAGAUUAGUUUAUAUCUUUGGACUUCAUAGAUCUGAUGUAAACACUGUUAUGGAUGUUUAAUAUUUAUUUGGGUAAAAUGCACUAACCUAAUUUACCCCAUUUGAUUUAGUUGACCAA